Messenger RNA from Arachis duranensis, 1438 nucleotides. RefSeq names its product probable arabinosyltransferase ARAD1. Gene Ontology annotation, molecular function: glycosyltransferase activity. The transcript has 3 exons. The record is from RefSeq and is a predicted model, not a curated record. NCBI's taxonomy places the organism in Eukaryota, Viridiplantae, Streptophyta, Magnoliopsida, Fabales, Fabaceae. The annotation marks the transcript as partial.
CCCAUUCGGUUCACCUACGGUGUCAUCGCCGCCCGGUCCGCCUCCCGAGGAGGCGGCAGGCCGGAGAAUCUAACCUCCCUGAGCUACCCGGGACACCAGCACAUGGGAGAAUGGUUUCUGUUCCUGGACAUGAAUCGUCCAGAGUCAGAUCGGGUAGGGUCACCGGUGACCCGGGUGAUGGACCCGGAAGAAGCGGAGCUGUUCUACGUGCCGUUCUUCUCGUCGCUGAGCCAGCUGGUGUCGAUGAGCCAACAAGGUGAUGGGUCGGAGGCGGCAUACAGCGACGAGGAGACGCAGGAAGCGCUGGUGGAGUGGCUGGAGGGGCAGAAAUACUGGCAGAGGAAUGGAGGGAGGGACCACGUGUUCACGGCGGCGGACCCGAAGUCGCUGUUGCAUGUGAUGGAUAAGGUGAAGAAUAGUGUGCUUCUUGUGGUUGGGUUUGGUAGGUUGAGAGGGGAUCAGGGUUCUCUGGUGAAGGAUGUGGUGGUUCCUUACCCUCAUAGACUCAGAACCUACGAGGGUGAUCUUGGUCUCCAGAAUCGUCCCACCUUGCUUUUCUUCAUGGGUGCUCGCUUUCGAAAGGAGGAAGGGAGAAUUCGCGAUGUACUGUUUCAAGUCCUCGAAAAUGAACGGGACGCUAUAAUAAAGCAUGGAGUUCAAUCGACAGAGAACAGAAGAGAAGCAUCAAAUGGAAUGCACACAUCAAAGUUCUGCUUGAACCCUGUUGGAGACACUUCAACUUCUUGCCGCCUCUUUGACUCCAUAGUUAGCCUCUGUGUUCCGGUUAUCGUUAGUGAUACCAUUGAGGUGCCCUUUGAAGAUACCAUUGAUUAUAGAAAGAUAGCAAUCUUUGUAGAAUCUGCUGCUGCUGUCAAACCUGGAUAUUUGAUGUCACUGUUGAGAGCAAUUCCUCCUGAGAGAAUUGUUGAAUAUCAAAGAGAAAUGCUAAAGGUAAGACGAUACUUUCAAUAUGGUGUAUCAAAUGGAGCAGUGGAUGAAAUCUGGCGCCAAGUUACAAAAAAGUUACCAUUGAUUAAGCUAAUGAGCAAUCGUGACAAAAGGUUGGUAAUAAAGGAAUCAGAUUGUUCUUGCGUAUGUGCAAAUCCAACUACUAACAGAACUCCAUAGCAUGCUUUCUCGAACAAGAAAGAAUGAGUUUUUGAGUUUUGACAAAUAAAGCUUGUGACUCAUCACUUUUAUCCCACAUUAAAUACGAUGAAAAAUGUUAAUUUUUUCUGCUACGUGGAGAAAGAUUAUUGGCUUUGAGUCAAAUACAUCUUGAGACAAAGGCCUUUCUUUUUUUCAACAACGUCCAUGUUAAUAGUACUAUAUGGCAAGCACAAGUUCUGAUAUGUUGUGGUAGAUGCAAGUGUGGGAGCAUAUAGAUUUAUUUACAUAUGAAGUUUAUUAUGAGGAAGAAGGGUUGAGUUAUACCUUA